GUCUCUGUAUAAAUGUCCUCUUUCAUAUUCUCUAAUUUCCCGCCUCCCUCCCUUCCCGCUCUCCGAAAACCCUAAGCUGCGCCGAGGAUGGGACUGAAGCAAGCGACAGCUGAUGCAUCAUCUGAUGCUAAGAAGCGUAGGCGUGUCGGAUUUUCUGAAAUCGAUGUUGGAAUUGAAGCGAACGAGUGUCUUAAAAUUUUUAUGGUUAGUAGCAAAGAGGAAGUAAAUGCUGCAUCCGGCUCUUGUAUUGAUCCAGUUGACUUGAAUCGGUUUUUUGGUGAAGAUGGGAAAAUAUACGGUUACAAGGAUUUAAAGAUUACCAUCUCGUUGAGUAGCAUUUCUUUUCAUGCAUAUGCUGAUAUUAAAUUUCAGAGUUCAUCAGAGGGAGGGAAAGGGAUCACAGAUCUGAAGUCUGCUCUUCAGGCAAUUUUUGGUGAAUCUCUGCUUGAGAAUAAGGAGGAUUUUCUUCAAACUUUCUCUACGGAGAGUUGUUACAUCAGAACUUCUAUCUCAAAUGGAAAGGUCAUAGACUGCAAAGCUUCCCAGGAAUGCAGUAACAAAUCUAAUAAUCAUUUGGAAUCAGAGGCAAAUACUGUGGAGCGUCAGGUCAUUCGCUUGGCUAUAAACAGCUUGCCUGUUGGAUUGCUGUACAGUCGGUUGGUGCCUCUUGUACUUCUUCUUGUUGAUGGUAGCAGUCCCAUUGACAUCACGGAUCCAAGAUGGGAGAUUUAUCUUGUGGUUCAGAAGACACUAGGCAACCAGGAGGAUGUUGACCUCAGAUUGCUUGGAUUUGCAGCUGUUUACCGCUUUUAUCGCUACCCUGAUAGUUCACGCUUACGUAUCAGCCAGAUACUAGUGUUGCCUCCUUAUCAGGGCCAAGGUCAUGGCCGGUACCUUUUAGAGGUUCUGCAUGAGGUAGCAAUAUCAGAAAAUGUUUAUGAUGUGACAGUUGAAGAGCCAUCUGACUACCUUCAGCAUGUGCGGACCUGCAUGGACAUGCUCCACCUGCUUGAUUUUGACCCGGUACAUCAAGCAGUUAAAUCUGUUGUUUCUCAUCUUAACCAAGGAAAUCUGUCCAAGAAAACCUCUAAGUUUCAAUUGGAACCACCUGCUAGUGUAGUUGAGAAUGUCAGGAAGAGCUUGAAGAUUAACAAGAAACAGUUUCUCCAAUGCUGGGAGGUUCUUAUCUAUCUUGGCCUUGAUCCUGUUGACAAGUACAUGGAGAACUAUAUGACUUUUAUUUCUGAACGUACAAAAGCUGAUAUCUUAGGAAAAGAUUCUGGGACUGCUGGGAAGCAUUUGAUUGAUGUUCCAAAUGGUGACAACAUUGACAUAACAUUUGUCAUGUUCCAGACACAGGCUGGUGGAGGAAAUAGUGUUGAGAUUGACAAAAACCAAACUAAUCAAGAGGAGGCAUUACGUCAGUUAGUUGAUGAUCGGGUGAAAGAAAUUGUGUCAAUUGCAAUGAAGGUAUCUUCACUUCAGGGUGUGAAGUCUAAGUAGCCAUUGUGAGUGAUAGUAGCAUUUGGUCUAUACUUGUCCCCAAUGCGUUCUUUAAUGCUUUGGUGACUUAGUAGGUUUGGGUCACCUGGGACUUGUUUGUAAAUUAUGUAGUUACAUUUGUAUUUUAUGCUUUUCAGAAUUUUGCUAUUGAGAAAUUA
Molecule: messenger RNA, 1661 nt
Organism: Telopea speciosissima
Lineage: Eukaryota; Viridiplantae; Streptophyta; Magnoliopsida; Proteales; Proteaceae
Product: histone acetyltransferase type B catalytic subunit-like
Exons: 10
Coding region: 88-1503 (471 amino acids)
Biological process (GO): subtelomeric heterochromatin formation
Cellular component (GO): nucleus
Molecular function (GO): histone H4 acetyltransferase activity
Source: RefSeq, a predicted model, not a curated record